Molecule: messenger RNA, 546 nt
Organism: Loa loa (African eye worm)
Lineage: Eukaryota; Metazoa; Nematoda; Chromadorea; Rhabditida; Onchocercidae
Product: core histone H2A/H2B/H3/H4 family protein
Exons: 5
Coding region: 1-546 (181 amino acids)
Cellular component (GO): nucleosome
Molecular function (GO): structural constituent of chromatin; protein heterodimerization activity; DNA binding
Source: RefSeq, a predicted model, not a curated record
AUGGUGCGAACCAAAGCGGGUGUGCGGCGAUACGAUGUGUCUUCUAGUUCCUCAAGGAAUAAUUUAACUGUUGAAGAUUUCGUAUUUCCUGCAACACAUCAUCGAAAUAUCUCUUCGGAACUCCAACAUAUACGAGGAUGUGGAAAGGACCGGAAAAAGGUAAUCAGUGAAUUUGAAGAAGGCCUGAGUCGCAGUGGUGGGCAUCCUCGAUAUGGUUGUAAAGCUAUGCAUGACUCGAAAAAGCGUUCUCAACCCUACAGGCCAGGCGUGAGAGUGCUUAAGGAAAUCCGAAAAUAUCAAAAAUCGACGAAGCUGUUGAUCAGAAAGCUGCCCUUUGCCCGUCUUGUUAGGGAAAUUGCAAAUGAAAUGUCUGAUUCUUCUGUUGGGUACCGUUUUGCAGUGGAAGCGAUCGCUGCACUUCAGGAGGCUGCAGAAGCUUUCAUGGUCCAAUUUUUUGAAAACGCUCUUUUGUGCAGUCAGCACGCUAAACGGAUAACAGUAAUGCAACGCGAUGUUCAACUCGUUCGUCGGUUGUUCAAUAUUUGA